Molecule: messenger RNA, 1150 nt
Organism: Pimephales promelas (fathead minnow)
Lineage: Eukaryota; Metazoa; Chordata; Actinopteri; Cypriniformes; Leuciscidae
Source: RefSeq, a predicted model, not a curated record
GAUCGCUUUCUGUUGAUUGAGAGACGAGGCGAAUUUUCAGACUUUUCCAGAGUAUUUUCUGCGAGAUUUUGAAGCUGUUUCCUGAAAGAAGACUUUAUUCUACAACGACAUCAUCGGAGGAUAUAUCCUUUAUCGAGUUUUUAAGCUUUUUUAAAGAUUUCAUAUAAUUUCUGAUUAUAGCUUCCUUUAUUUUAUUGUUCUUUUCUGAUUUAGAAUAGUUUUAUUUACUUUUUAAUUCUUUUUUUUAUUUUAUUUUUUUUAGUUUUACAUGAGUAUUUCUGAGUAUUGUUUUGUAUUGUAUUUUGUAGGCUAACUUCUUGUUUUUUUCCUUGCAGUGAUCAUGGUUCACCGGAUAGGUGGAAGAGGAGGCCGCUCCAGACCCCGGAGAACUGCUUUCUCUCAGACGGCUGGUCAGGAGGUUUGCAGACCCGCUUCUGAUGACCGUGGUCAGGCUCACGGGAAGAAAGCGGGGCAGAGCGGCAGCCAGCAGAGGCCAGAUGAUGGACGUCCGUCGUCCACUCCAUCUAAACGCUCUGGCAGAGACAAACCUAGAGAAUGCAGGGAGAGGAAAGGAAUUGGUUGUUUCCUCAACAGGGUGUGGAAGGCUACGAAGAGGUAUUUCCACUGCUGUUGCCUCAGUUGUGCUGUGGAUGAUGUGGAGCCCUUUGUCCCUCCACCAGAUCUGGAGCCAAAGCCUGUUCCUGAGCCUUCAUCCCCUGCACCAGAUCACUCCGGCGUCAAGCCCAAUCAUGGUCGCUCCAGAUCCUUGAGAACGGCUUCCACAGAUUCGUCUGUGGGAAUCACGUCAUCAUCAUCUUUGUCCCUCUCUAAGGACAUUGUAGAGAGGAGGUUCUGUGGAGAGUGGUUAAGCCUUAGCAGCCGCGGCUCGUACGUCGUUGAAUGGCGGUGGAGUGGUUUCUUGGAUAGCCGAAGCCAACAGAGCAGCAAGUGCUCUUUGUCCGGGUCCGAAAGCCUCGAAGGGUUUCUGUACCCUCCACUGCCAGGUCAAAUUCCUGUCGAGCCGACAGAGACAGAGACGAAUGGCCGAACUGCUCAGGGUGCCAUGGAGGAUUCUCCAGUGAAGAAGAGCUCCACAGACGCUGAAGUCGGUCUGCGCCUGCGUGCCACCAUUACGCAGUUGUCGAGGUGA